Messenger RNA from Myxocyprinus asiaticus (Chinese sucker), 1809 nucleotides. RefSeq names its product cryptochrome circadian regulator 5 (gene cry5). Lineage: Eukaryota; Metazoa; Chordata; Actinopteri; Cypriniformes; Catostomidae. The record is from RefSeq and is a predicted model, not a curated record. Gene Ontology annotation, cellular component: nucleus; cytoplasm. Gene Ontology annotation, biological process: circadian regulation of gene expression; entrainment of circadian clock by photoperiod. Gene Ontology annotation, molecular function: DNA binding; FAD binding. The transcript is spliced from 11 exons. The coding region runs from base 152 to 1717 and encodes 521 amino acids.
AUCGACACGUGCAUCUGAAUUACAAGUUUUGUAACGAUUGUACAACAGUUGUUACAAAACCUUUAUAGGCAUCGUUAUACAAAACACAGGACGAACCUCUGAAAGCAGUCUUCUUAUCAGUGGAUGUUUGGAAAUACAUUAAAAAGCGAUCAUGAGCCAAAACUGCAUUUACUGGUUCCGCAAGGGGCUGCGGUUGCAUGAUAACCCUGCUCUCAUUGCUGCCUUAAAAGACUGCAGAAACAUCUACCCUCUAUUCAUACUGGACCCCUGGUACCCCAACAACACUCACAUCGGCAUUAACCGAUGGCGAUUUCUGAUCGAAGCUCUCAAAGACCUGGACUCCAGUCUGAAGAAACUCCACUCCAGGCUCUUUGUUGUCAAAGGGUCACCCACAGAGGUCCUUCCAAAACUCUUAGAGAAAUGGAAGAUCACACGGUUGACUUUUGAGGUUGAUACAGAGCCAUACAGUCAAAGCCGAGACAAGGAGGUCAUGAAGUUGGCUAAAAAAUGUGGUGUGGAAGUUAUUCCAAAGAUUUCCCACACUCUCUACAAUAUUGACAGGAUUAUUGAAGAGAACAACGGAAAGCCUCCCUUGACCUACGUUCGCUUCCAGAGUGUGAUCAAGGCCAUCGGGCCCCCUAAAAAACCUAUUCCUGCCCCAACCAAAGAGGACAUGAAAGGUGUCUCCACUCCAUUUUCUAAGAAUCAUGAAGAGGAGUAUGGGAUUCCAACUCUUGAGGACCUUGGGCUGGACACAUCAUCUUUAGGGCCAAAUCUGUUUCCAGGUGGCGAGCAGGAAGCUCUACGCAGACUGGAUGAGCACAUGCAGAGAACGGAGUGGGUGUGCAGCUUCGAAAAACCCCAGACGUCCCCCAACUCAUUGAUCCCCAGCACCACCGUCCUCAGUCCCUACGUCCGAUUCGGUUGCUUGUCUGCACGCACCUUCUGGUGGAGACUCACAGACGUGUACAGAGGGAAGAAGCAUUCUGCACCUCCAGUGUCACUGCAUGGACAGCUGCUGUGGAGAGAGUUUUUCUACACCACAGCUGUCGGAAUCCCGAACUUUAACAAAAUGGAAGGUAAUCCUCACUGUGUGCAGGUGGAUUGGGACAAUAACCCCGAGCACCUGGCUGCAUGGAGAGAGGCUCGUACAGGCUUUCCUUUCAUUGAUGCCAUAAUGACACAGUUACAACAGGAGGGCUGGAUCCAUCACCUGGCCCGGCAUGCAGUCGCCUGUUUCCUGACUCGAGGAGACUUGUGGAUAAGCUGGGAGGAGGGACAAAAGGUAUUUGAAAAGUUACUGCUGGAUGCUGAUUGGUCAUUAAAUGCCGGAAACUGGCAGUGGCUCUCAGCCAGCGCGUUCUUCCAUCAGUACUUCAGGGUCUAUUCCCCUAUCGCCUUCGGAAAGAAAACUGACAAAUAUGGGGAUUACAUCAAGAAAUACCUCCCGGUGCUGAAGAAAUUUCCUCCUGAGUACAUCUAUGAACCCUGGAAAGCUCCUCUGAGCAUUCAGGAGAAAGCAGGGUGCAUUGUGGGAAAUGAUUAUCCUCGACCGAUUGUACAGCACGAGGUUAUUUAUAAAAAGAACAUUCUAAGAAUGAAAGCAGCAUAUGCUAAGCGAUCUCCAGAAGACCAUGUGGACAAAACUGUGAAACAUGGUGUAAAACGCAAGUCAACAUCUGUCAUGGAUAUGUUUGCAAAGAAGGCAAAGAGAUGAAUAAUUCAGAUUUUUAUACUGUGUUGCUUAAUCAGUCAAAUAUUAUUUAUACUCCUUUAUAACUUUAAUAAACCAUGUUUUAAUAUACUGUA